Molecule: messenger RNA, 2696 nt
Organism: Quercus lobata
Lineage: Eukaryota; Viridiplantae; Streptophyta; Magnoliopsida; Fagales; Fagaceae
Product: AP2-like ethylene-responsive transcription factor ANT
Exons: 9
Coding region: 395-2362 (655 amino acids)
Biological process (GO): regulation of DNA-templated transcription
Molecular function (GO): DNA binding; DNA-binding transcription factor activity
Source: RefSeq, a predicted model, not a curated record
GAGCGUAUGGUAGUAAAGCAAAAGAAGAGGUCUUUCUCAUACACAGAUCCCUAUGAAUUACGGGAAGGUUGCCAAGGCAUUGCUUGCUGGAACUCAUUCUUUUUGUUCAGUUUAAAGGAAGUAGCUUUGUUCUCUUUAGAAAUCUUUUCAGAGAGAGGGAGAGAGACAGAGCUUGCAGGUGUUGGAUUUGUUCAGAUGAGCGGUUAGAUUUUGUCCAACCAAUCUGUAGGUAGCAAACAAAAAAAAAAAACCAGUUUAAAAAUGGAGGGAAGCAAUAGAUGUUGCUAUGAUUAGUUUCUUUGUUUCCCAAUCAUUGAGUUGCCUUGUCUUAAGAGAAACUUGCUAAGAAUCUCUACUUAGAACUUAGUGGGAAAAGGAGCAACACUGAGAGAAGAUGAAAUCCAUGGAAAAUGAUGAUAACAACAACAAUAAUAAUAAGUGGUUGGGUUUUUCUCUCUCUCCUCACAUGACCAUGGAGGUUCCUUCUGGCCCUUCUAACCAGCACCAAACACACCCCUCUACUGGUGCAGUCCCAGCGAACUUCUUCAAUUCCUCACCUCACCUUAACUAUGGUAUUUACUAUGGAGCUGAAGGAGAAAAUGCUAGCUUUUAUUCUCCCUUGUCUAUGAUGCCACUUAAGUCUGAUGGGUCUCUUUGUAUAAUGGAAGCUCUCAACAGGUCACAACAACCACAAGCAAUGGUAUCAACUUCAACUCCAAAGCUAGAGGACUUCUUUGGCGGUGCAACCAUGGGGACCCAUCAUUUUGACAACAAUGACAGAGAAGCUAUGGUUCUUAGCUUAGAUAGUAUGUUCUACAGUCAAAACCCAGACCAACAGCCUAACAACCAAAAUUGCUUGGAUCAUUUUCAACCGAACUCUAGGAACCAAGAACAGCCACAGCAGAUUCAGGAGCAACAGUAUUCAUAUUACUCUGGCUUUAGAAGCCAUGAUAUGAUGUUAGGUGAGGCUAGGGAGAACCAGUUUGCAGAUUGCAGUCUCCAGCUUCCAACAGUGGCAGAUGAUGGGGUUCCUGGCAUGAAGAACUGGAUCUCGAGGAACUAUUCAGCUAAUCAUUCAGUGGAGCAGAAGAUGAUCGGUUGCAUGGGUGACAAUGGAGGUGAAUCUGGGACCAUUGGUGCUGUGGCAUAUGGGGAUUUACAGUCUCUGAGCCUUUCCAUGAGUCCUGGCUCCCAAUCAAGCAGUGUUACAGGUUCACAGCAUGUCUCACCCACUGUGACUGAUUGUACAGCCAUGGAUACAAAGAAACGAGGGCCUGAAAAGGUGGAUCAAAAGCCAAUUGUUCAUAGGAAGUCCUUGGAUACAUUUGGGCAGAGAACCUCCCAAUAUAGAGGUGUUACAAGGCAUAGAUGGACUGGUAGAUAUGAAGCCCAUUUGUGGGACAACAGUUGCAAGAAAGAAGGCCAGAGCAGGAAAGGAAGACAAGUUUACCUGGGGGGUUAUGACUUGGAAGAGAAAGCAGCAAGAGCUUAUGAUCUUGCGGCACUCAAGUAUUGGGGACCCUCCACUCAUAUUAAUUUCCCUUUGGAAAAUUAUGAAAAAGAACUUGAAGAAAUGAAGAACAUGACCAGACAGGAGUAUGUUGCUCAUCUAAGAAGGAAAAGCAGUGGAUUCUCUAGGGGAGCUUCAAUGUACAGAGGAGUAACAAGACACCAUCAACAUGGACGAUGGCAGGCUCGUAUUGGCAGGGUUGCGGGGAACAAGGAUCUUUAUCUGGGGACAUUUAGCACCCAAGAGGAGGCAGCCGAAGCCUACGACAUUGCAGCUAUUAAGUUUCGGGGGGUUAAUGCUGUUACUAACUUUGACAUAACACGGUACAAUGUGGAACGCAUCAUGGCAAGCAGUACCCUCCUUGCUGGAGAACAAGCUAAACGAAACAAAGAGACAGGAUCGACAAUUGAGGUUUUGAACAAUCCUUCUAUUGAUAGUAGCAACGGGGAAGCCUUUCUAUCACAGAAGAACAAUGAAUGUGAAUCAGAUUGGAAAACGGUUAUCAAUCAGUCCUCCCAGGAACUUAAUUACAAGCCACUAAAAUUUGAAAAUUACAGAACUCAGUCUUUCUCAAUGUCCUCACACAAUAUGAUUCAGCAAGAGGUAGAAGACUCAACGAAGAUGGGAGCUCAUGUGUCAAAUGCUUCAUCUUUGGUGACUAGUGUAAGCAGCUCAAGAGAAGGCAGCCCUGAUAAAACUAGUCUACCAGUGCUCCUUGGAUUGCCCCCAACUGCGUCCAAGUUGUUCACUAGUCCAACUGGUGCUGUCAAUUCUUGGAUCCCAUCAGCUCAACUAAGGCCUGCACACUCGCUGCCUCACAUGCCAGUUUUUGCUGCUUGGUCAGACACAUAGGCUGUUGAUAAAACUAGCAUAUGUUUUUGCAUGACACAACGAGAGAGAGGUUUCAUGAGGGUUAUCUUAGUGGAGAUAAUUGGGUUUAAUGGAGGUUUAGCCUUCUUUUCGGAACAAGAAUUUUAAAAUAUUCAAAGUCAUCUUUUUAGUCUUAUCUUAUGUAGUAGGUCUUUAUAAAAAGGAAAAUGGUGGAGGGAAAGUUUUAAAGAUAUUAUGAUGAAGUCUAUAUGGAAUGAUUGUAGCAAUAUGGGAUGGAUGACCUACACACCCAUAAUUUGGUCCAGCUUUAUUGAUCAUAUUAAGUACAGAACCCGCUCAGAUUAUGUCCCAGCAA